This is a messenger RNA of Artibeus jamaicensis (Jamaican fruit-eating bat), 2330 nucleotides long. RefSeq names its product leucine rich repeats and calponin homology domain containing 2 (gene LRCH2). Gene Ontology annotation, molecular function: protein binding. Bases 32 to 2260 code for a protein of 742 amino acids. The transcript has 20 exons. Lineage: Eukaryota; Metazoa; Chordata; Mammalia; Chiroptera; Phyllostomidae. The record is from RefSeq and is a predicted model, not a curated record.
AUAGUCGGGGGCUAUUCUCUCUCCCAGGAACAUGGCGGCGAGUCAGGGAGUUGGUGGUAACAGUGGGGGCAGCGGUUGUGGUGGAGGUGGAAGUAGCGGUAGCGGUGGUGGUGGCACGGCGGGAGGAGGUAGUGGAGCUGGAGUGGGAGGCGGCAGUGGGACCCUAGUGCUGCCCAUCCCGGUACCGACUCUUUUCGGUCAGCCUGUCUCCAACGGGCCGCAGUGGAACCCCGGGAGCUUGCAGCCUCAACACACUGCGAGGAGCCUGGACCGGGCCCUCGAGGAGGCUGGCAACUCCGGCAUCCUUAGCCUCAGUGGUAGGAAACUCCGAGAGUUCCCGGGCAAUUGCUACGACCUGACGGACACCACUCAAGCAGAUCUUUCAAGAAAUCGUUUUGCAGAAAUUCCUUCUGAUGUCUGGUUAUUUGCACCCCUUGAAACAUUAAAUUUAUAUCAUAAUUGCAUAAAAACCAUUCCUGAACCCAUUAAAAACCUGCAGAUGCUAACAUACCUUAACAUCAGUCGAAAUCUUUUAUCAGCAUUGCCAAAAUACUUAUUUGAUCUUCCUCUUAAAGUCUUGGUUAUCAGUAAUAAUAAAUUGGUAUCCAUUCCAGAAGAAAUUGGGAAGUUAAAAGACUUAAUGGAAUUGGAUAUUAGCUGCAAUGAGAUUCAGGUUCUUCCCCAACAAAUGGGGCAAUUACAUUCACUGAGAGAGCUCAAUAUAAGAAGAAAUAAUCUUCAUGCAUUGCCAGAUGAAUUAGGAGAUCUUCCCUUAGUCAAGCUGGAUUUCUCUUGUAAUAAAGUGACCGAAAUUCCAGUUUGUUACAGAAAGCUACAUCAUUUACAAGUAAUAAUUUUGGAUAACAAUCCAUUGCAAGUACCACCAGCGCAGAUAUGUUUAAAGGGUAAAGUACACAUAUUUAAAUACUUAAAUAUCCAAGCAUGUUGCAGAAUGGAUAAAAAACCAGAUUCUCUGGAUCUUCCAUCACUGAGUAAAAGAAUGCCCUCCCAGCCUCUCACAGACAGUAUGGAGGAUUUUUAUCCAAAUAAAAAUCCUGGUCCUGACUCUGGAAUUGGAAGUGAUAAUGGAGAGAAACGAUUAUCUGCAACAGAACCAUCAGAUGAUGACACAAUCAGCCUUCACUCUCAAGUCUCAGAAUCAAAUAGAGAACAGACAUCAAGAAACGACAGUCACUCAACUGGAAGCAAACCUGAUUCUCAGAAAGACCAGGAGGUGUAUGACUUUAUUGACCCCAACACAGAAGAUGUAGCAGUUUCUGAACAAGGAGAUACACAUGUUGGAUCCUUUGUUUCUUUCCAUAAGGGAAAAGAAAAAGGCACUGAAAAACCUCAGAAAAAUGAAGAAUUAGGAGAUGAAAAAAGACUUGGAAAAGAACAGUUACUUGCUGAGGAAGAGGAUGAUGAUUUGAAGGAAGUAACUGAUUUGAAGAAAGUAGCCGCUCAGUUAUUGCAGCAAGAACAAAAGAACAGUGUCUUAGCAGAUGAAGUUAAUUCACCAUUAUCACCUUUCUCAUGGAAGCCCUUAGAAAAUCAGAAGGAUCAAACAGAUGAACAACGGUGGCCAGAAUCUCAACCUAUAAUUUGGCAUAGUGAAGAAAGGAGGCGGAGCAAACAGAUUAGAAAAGAAUAUUUCAAGUAUAAAUCAUCAAGGAAGAGUUCAAGUGGCAAUGAAAAUGAUGAGCAAGACAGUGAUAAUGCUAAUGUCUUACCACAAUCUUCAAUAUCAUCUGAGGAAUAUGAUAAAACUGAUGGUUUUUCACAUGGUCCUUUUGGCUUGAAGCCUAGAUCAGCUUUUAGCCGCUCAUCUCGCCAGGAAUAUGGGGCAGCGGAUCCUGGAUUUACAAUGAGAAGAAAGAUGGAACAUUUACGGGAAGAACGAGAGCAAAUACGACAACUUCGCAAUAAUCUUGAAUCCAAGUUAAAAGUAAUUUUGCCUGAUGACAUUGGAGCUGCACUCAUGGAUGGGGUUGUUCUUUGUCAUUUAGCCAAUCAUAUAAGGCCACGCUCUGUAGCUAGUAUUCAUGUGCCAUCACCAGCGGUGCCUAAACUGAGCAUGGCAAAAUGUCGAAGAAAUGUAGAAAACUUUCUUGAUGCUUGUAAAAAGUUGGGUGUCUCACAGGAAAGACUCUGUUUGCCUCAUCAUAUUUUGGAAGAAAGAGGUCUUGUGAAAGUCGGUGUCACAGUUCAGGCUCUUCUUGAAUUACCUAUGGCCAAGGCAUCUCAGCUUUCUACAGCUUAAUAUAACAUUUAAAAAUCAUAAGUGUAUAGUUUCAUUUAUUUGAAGUGAUUUCAAGUUACUCAAAUUCAUG